Molecule: messenger RNA, 5249 nt
Organism: Labrus bergylta (ballan wrasse)
Lineage: Eukaryota; Metazoa; Chordata; Actinopteri; Labriformes; Labridae
Gene: plekhm2
Product: pleckstrin homology domain containing, family M (with RUN domain) member 2
Biological process (GO): Golgi organization; regulation of protein localization; lysosome localization
Cellular component (GO): endosome membrane
Molecular function (GO): kinesin binding
Source: RefSeq, a predicted model, not a curated record
UCGGUCGGCUGCACACACAGUAACCGGAGCAGCCGUUACUUUCCACUCUUUUUCUGUAUAACUUUCAAGGUAACUACGCGAAACAAACUGUGUACACUAUUUACAAUCACUGCACGGAGAUAUUCAAGUUAAAUGUUAGUAUGAUAAACACAACUGUUACUAAAAGUAAUGAAUGGUUGGGUUUAAAACUCGCUAGCCGCCUCCAGCCGGAGUGUAGCGUAAGAAAAGUCCAGCGGUAUGCUAGCUUGAACGCGUAGCUAGGCUAACUUGACUUACCGGAUCUGCUGAAAGACGUUGGCUUUCUCGCUGCUAUCUAGGCUUUGUCAUGUCGGCCUUUAACCAGCGGUGAUAUAAUAUUCAAUGUGUGCUUUGAACAGCCAGUAAGCUAUGUUAGUUUGUCAACCAGCAGUUUUGGCAGGGAAUAUAAUGUUCGCUAGCUGAGGCGGCGCUAGCAUUAGCACAACAAGCCUCGGGAGUCAGCUGACAGUCUGUUGUGGGCUGCCAACAGAUCAGUGAUGGAUCAACUCAAAGUGAAGGAUCGCAUACUGGAAAAUAUCUCCCUGUCUGUCAAGAAGUUGCAAAGUUACUUUGCAGCCUGUGAAGAUGAGACCCCAGCCAUUCGAAAUCAUGACCGGGUUUUGCAGCGCCUCUGUGAACACCUAGACCACGCUUUGCUAUAUGGGCUGCAGGAUAUCUCCUCAGGCUACUGGGUCCUGGUCCUUCACUUCACCAGGAGAGAGGCCGUCCGUCAGAUAGAUGAGCUUCAGCACAUAGCAACCAACCUGGGCCGAAGCCGCGCAUGGUUAUACCUAGCCCUGAGUGAGAGUUCUUUAGAGAGCUAUCUACGCCUCUUCCAGGAGAACCAAGGGUUACUACAGAAGUAUUACUUCAAGAAUGCACUGGUCUGCAGUCAUGACCACCUCACACUAUUCCUCACGCUGGUGUCCGGCCUUGAGUUUAUUCGCUUCAAUCUGGAGCUGGAUGCACCAUAUCUGGAUGUGGCCCCCUACAUGCCAGAAUACUACAAACCCCAGAAUCUGCUGGACUUUGAGGAAAGGCUACCCAGCUCUGACAGUUUGUCCCUGCACUCCUUCACCUCCCUUACCUCGACAAACCUGGAGUGGGAUGACAGCGCCAUAGCUCCCUCCAGUGAAGAUUAUGAUUUCGGUGACAUCUUCCCCGUGUUGCAGUCAUUGCCAAGUGCAGACUGGGAAGAAGGGGACCUGACUGACCAGGCCAGCUGCCCCCGGUCCAGUGGCUCUGAUCCACAGACAGUCAUCAGCGACACAGUGGUUCUUCCUUCAGGCACCAUCAUUGUGAAAGGAGCCGCUCAUCCCUCUGCACACAGCCCCACGUUCAGACACAACCCCUUCAACGGGGACUCGGACACCAACACUACCAACACCUCAGCCGACAUCACACCAGUUCACGUGGCCAUCCGCCAUUACACCAUCACCCCAACCAAUGGCGACGACGCAGAUAACGCCGGCAAUGAGCUGGAGGUCAUCAGGAUGGCCAGACGAAGGAAACCAGCCAAGAAGCGACGAGGGAAGGGCUCUACAGAUUCCAGCAGCAGUAUUAAUAACUCCAUUUCGUCGGAUCACAUAGAAACAGAAAACAGUCUUCAGGCCUCGGAGGAAGUGGAAUCACUAAACUGCUCGUCUUUUCAGCUGGAAGCUGACAGAGAGCUUAGGAGAAGCAGGGUGGGAUCAGAGGCUGUGGAGGAAGGAGAUGAGGACGGAGUGGAAGGCCUGCGGCUCCCAGAGAUGAGAGACACCUCCAUGGACACUGUGGGCCAACCCCUCCGUGAUGUCAUGGAUCGACUCAAUGGGGCCCUGGAUAGGAAUGGGGAGCCCUGGGAGCACCUAGUGGAGGAUGUGGAGGGGAAAAAUAAUGACCAUAGUGCCGAGCCCCCUGCACAGCAGCCCUUUCGAGAGGAUACAGCAGGCGAGCCCCCUGACCGUGCAGAGGGAGAGACAUGUCUCUCUCCAUUGGUCACAAGCCACAACUUCCUGCAGACCUCCCCUGCACCUACAGACGUAUGCUGCUUUACCGCCAACAGUCCAGACUCUGCUCCCACGGGUGGUGGCUACUAUGACUCUACAGAGCAUAGCCAGUCGCAGACUCUUUCAGGUGGCCUUGAUGAUGAAGGACAAGCAGAGGCGCAAUCAAGACAGAAAGCCGACUUGACGACCCGAGGAGAAGACACAGAAGAAGGAGAAGAAGCAGACGCAGAAAAGCUACAAGAAGAGAAGCUUAGUUCCUCUGAAAGUUCUCAUCCUGCAGAGUUUAAGGUGGAUAACAACCACUUGCUUCUUCUCAUGAUUCACGUAUUCAGAGAGAACGAGGAGCAGCUCUUCAAGAUGCUGAGAAUGAGCACAGGCCAUAUGGAGGGCGAUCUACAACCACUUUACCUGCUGCUGACUGACUGUUACAUUUACCUGCUUAGAAAGGGAGCUGCAGAAAAGCCUUAUACAGUAGAGGAUGCUGUACCUUAUAAUGAGCUGGACUAUCUAUCAGUUGGCCUCGACCAGCAGACAGUGAUGGUGGUUUGCACCAACAGACGGAGAAAAUUCCUGUUGGACACAGCUGACGCCUCUCUAACAGUUUGGUUCUUGUCCGUUCUGAAGUCGGCCAUGGUGAAGGGUUGUCGCGAGCCUCCUUACCCUUCUGUUUUGACUGAUGCUACGAUGGAAAAACUGGCUCUCACCAAGUUUGUCUCCCAGGAAUCUUAUUGUGAGGUAGCUGACGUGUCUAUCCAGCUGUAUUCACUGGUGCACUGGGAGGAUCCUAUGGACAUGGCUCUGUCACCCCAGGGUGGCCCAUCUAGGGCUGGGGGACCUUCCAGCACCAAGGAGGGGACUCUACAGUACCGAGCUGGAACCACCUACCUGGGCAAAGAGUUGUGGAAAAGCUGCUACGUCAUCCUCAGCAAUGGGAUUCUCUACCUGUAUGCAGAAAGAACUGAUGGGACACCUGUAAUUUCAGUCACUAUGGGAGGAGAGCACUGCGGAGGCUGCCGGCGCUCAAACAGCACAGAGCAUCCCCACGCCUUCCAGGUCAUCCUGACAGAACGCCCUCCACUGGAGCUCAGUGCUAACAAUGAGCAGGACAUGGCUGACUGGAUGCAGCUGCUCUGCCAGUCCGUCUCUAAAGGAGUUAUCCCCCAGGGUGUGGCCCCAACCCCGUGUAUCCCAUGCUGCCUCGUGGUGACAGACAGUAAGCUGCUAACUUGCCAUCAGGACUGUCAGACCAGUUUCUUCCGCUCACUGGGCAGCGCUGACAUCUGUGAUGUCACAGCUGUCAGCAUGGAGGCCAACAAGGAGUACUGUGUUAUUGAGUUUGCAGCAGAUCGGACCCAGUUUCUUCCUCCUUGGGUUUUGUACUUCAGUGGCUGUGAUGAGAGAGAUCGGCUUCUGGGGGCGUUGGACAACACAUGGAAAGCCAUUUUCCAGGUUGACCUCCCCCACAGAGACGUGUUCGAUCCAUCUGUGCAGAAGCGUUGUGGCGAGGCCCUCGCUCUGAUGAACAGCGCCUGGCAGAGAGCAGACAGUCUGGCCCGAGGCAGAGCCCAGCGCGAACCCUGGUGCUGAUGGACACACACAUGCACACAUACACAUAAACAUAACUGUGGUUAGCCACUGGAACAGACUAAACAGUCUUAUAUAGUUCCAGGAUAGACAGAUUUAUCUCGCGACAUAACAGUCUCUACUGACUGUUCAGAGUGGAAUAAGCUGUAAGAAUGAGAUAAACCAAUCAGGUGAGGUUAUUGGUUGCUGUACUACAGCAUUACCCUGUGAUGCACCUCUGACUCGCUGUUGAAUUCCUUACAUCAUAGGAACUGCAGAAGAAGCUAGGCUUAUGGUACAGCCAUUGCAGUGACGCAAAACAUUAUUACUUGGAAUGAAAAUCAGUUGAACAAACGUCCACCAGAAUGUUGUAACAAAGUUUGACCCUAGCAGACAUUUUCAUCGUUCCUUUCUCAGAGAUUCUUCACACAGAGCAGUGAUGCAAAAAUAAAUGUGCUUAAAGGAACGUUGUGUUUCAUAUGAUGUUAUUUAGGAUAAAUCCCUGUAGGAAAUGCAAAAACGGUUGUGUAGUGGUUACACAUCGAUGCCAACACAUACGACCAAAAACAAGUCUCCAAAAGACGUGAACAUCCAGCUGUUUUCUUUAGAGGAGUAUACUCUUGAAAACGAACACCAAUGGAGAGAAGCAUUGACUUCCUCAUGUGGACAGACCAGAAAAUAAUCAAACAUAAAUCAGGUACACGGAGUGUGGAAUAAGACAUGGAGCCAUAACCAGUAGCUUUCCUGCACAGUGAAGUGAGAGAAGUAGUAUUUAUUGAAUCUCAACAGUAACUCAGUCAGAAUUAAAUCAUUCUUGUGAUAUUCAUGAAGAAAGCCAUACAUGAAGGGAGGGGAACUUACUGCUUGUUCGCUUCACGCUCCCUUUGCCUUGCACAUAAAAAGUGCUUUCUCCUGCACAACUCUGAAAUGAUACAAAUCACUCCUUGCUUGCAAACAAUUAGCAGAAGCUCUGCUGAACCCCUAACUGUGGCACAUUUAUAAAGCCAAUUCACAGCACUGUACAGUAUCUAUGAGUAUUCACUGACAGCUGCGUACGUGUCUGCUAUUCAGUUAUGGUUCGUCUAAUGACUCGUACACUGAUCGAAGAAUAUGUGGAUAUUUAACACUUGCACUGUUACAUAACAUGCUUAUACCUGUGUCGUCUGUUUGAUAUCUCGCUCAGUUAAUUUGAAAGUCGUCACACAGAUAAAAGAAUAUCAGGAAUGCAACAGACUUGCCUUUUUUCUCCGCUCAAGACAAGUGGAGGCUUCCAUGCUGACUUGCACAUUGUUAGUCUUUUUUUAAAGGUACUAGUAGUAGUUUUGUUUAAUAUAUAACGUGCUCAUUCGUUUCCAUUUCUGAGAAAGUGUGAAGAAUUGUUACUAAAUUAUUGAAUCCAGUAGUAACAUUAAGAUGGUGUUUACUAUGUUGCCUGCAUUGGCAGGCCUGUACUUCCCUUUAGUGUGGGGUAGUAUCGAGUAAAGGCCCUGGCACACCAAGGAGAUCAUCAGCCGUCUGUCCUAGUUGAACCGUUGGCGUGCGGUCAUCAUCCCAGAUUGUGUGGUGUGUCUGGCUCAGUCGGCCCCCGUCCGCCUUUUUUGGCCGAUUCGACAUGUUGAACCGGCGGUCAGUGAGAGGAAUCUCUCUGAUUGGCUGUUCGGAGGUUUCAUUUAUCUCCAG